Messenger RNA from Mycetomoellerius zeteki, 1628 nucleotides. It is a transcript of the gene Fic, whose product is annotated as FIC domain protein adenylyltransferase. Gene Ontology annotation, molecular function: protein binding. The record is from RefSeq and is a predicted model, not a curated record. Lineage: Eukaryota; Metazoa; Arthropoda; Insecta; Hymenoptera; Formicidae.
GAUCCGAGACGAGCGCGAUGCGUUGCGUCACAUGGUACGUAUGUACGUGUGACACGGUUGACAAGCAUGCCACGUUUUGCCGUCCGAAGCGAGACUGUCGAAAACUGCCGCGAGGAGGGAUGCUGCCGGCAUGGUUUUACGAUUAUUACGUACAUAAUGGGAAAACCUCUCACGUGAAUGUGAAACGCGGAGAUGCCACGGACUCCACGGGCGGUAUGACACCGAAACUCUUCAUCCCUGUCGUUUUCGUUCUUGGGAUUGUCAUCGCUGUUAUCAGUACGUUUCUGUCGAAAUACAUAGGCGGCCUGUCCACCGAUUCCACAGAACAGGCAUUUUAUCAUGGUCGUUCUGUGUUUGUGCCGCUUUCUUCAGAAGGCAUUUUGAAUGUCUAUGAUGAUCACACGCUCACCAUUUCACAACGCAACACUGAACUUGGUAAGGUUCAGUGUACUGCAGCGUCGAUAACGGAGGCCCUGGCAUCUUUGCACUUAGCUUUAGAUAUGAGAUUAUCUGGGAAGCAGGAGAAAGCUAUAAAAUUGUUCCAACAUGCAGUAGCAUUAGCACCUUGUCAUCCAGACGUUUUGAAUCAUUACGGGGAGUUUUUGGAGCAUACCCAGAACAAUGUGAUAAAAGCUAAUGAAUUUUACGUGCGUGCUUUAACUUAUAAACCGAAUCACGAAGGUGCUUUAAUAAAUAGUCAGAGGACAGCUCGUGUGGUCGAAGAACAUGACAGAAUAAUGCUCAGACGAAUCGAUGACAAGAGAAAUACGUUAUCCAAUAUACCUGAUAACAAUGCUGCAUUGAUACGCGCUAAAAAGGAGGCUUACUUCCAACAUAUCUAUCAUACAGUCGGGAUCGAGGGAAAUACUAUGAAUCUUGCACAAACGAGAGCUAUAGUCGAAACACGUAUCGCGGUCUCCGGAAAGAGUAUUGAUGAACAUAAUGAAAUCCUUGGAUUAGAUGCUGCCAUGAAAUAUAUCAAUGCGACCUUGGUUAAUAGGGUAGGGUCCAUUUCUAUAAAAGAUGUACUGGAAAUACAUAGGCGUGUGCUUGGACAUGUAGAUCCCGUCGAAGGUGGUCAAUUUCGAAGGACUCAAGUAUACGUUGGCGGCCAUAUACCUCCAGGCCCUGGCGAUAUACAUUAUUUGAUGGAGGAGUUAAAAAAAAAAAAAGCCAUAAGAAUGCAUCCAGUGAGGUAUGCAGCUCUCGCGCAUUAUAAACUGGUGCACAUACAUCCGUUCACUGAUGGAAACGGCAGAACGUCCCGCUUGCUCAUGAAUAUGAUUCUCAUGCAAGCUGGAUAUCCUCCCGUUAUUAUCCACAAACAGCAUCGCCAUAAAUAUUACGAGUACUUGCAACUAGCCAACGCCGGAGAUGUUCGACCGUUUGUGAGAUUCAUAGCGGAAUGUACAGAGCAGACAUUAGAUUUAUUUUUAUGGGCGACCACCGAAUUUUCUCGACAAGUUCCUGCACUGAGUCAAGAGACAUUAUUUACCGAAAGGCACAAUAUAAUUAUUCUAGAAAAUAAUGAAAUAGAAAAUGAUAUACUAGAAAAUGAUUGAAAACUAAUCUCAAGUCACGUUUGAAGUAUUUUUGAGACCAAAGAGCGUUAAUAUUAUUUAUAACUC